Closterium sp. NIES-67 is the source of this 828-nucleotide messenger RNA. Lineage: Eukaryota; Viridiplantae; Streptophyta; Zygnematophyceae; Desmidiales; Closteriaceae. The record is from the annotation of a GenBank genome assembly.
AAUUCCCUUGGUAGAAAAGCGACAUCUGCUACAGUGGGACAACGACAUCGCGUACCGGAAAGGAUCAACGAAGAUCUGGGUACCUAACUACCCUCCAUUGCACCAGUUACUACUCGAAGAAUACCAUGACGUCCUGUACGCAGGACACUUCGGUAGCAACAAGACGCUUACCGGUAUCGCCAAACACUACUACUGGCCCUACAUGGCAGAUGAUGUACAGAAAUUCGUCACCUCGUGCACUACAUGUCAGCAGAUGAAGAGCAGCAAGCAGAAAACGGUGGGUCUACUACAGCCUCUUCCUGUCCCGGAACAGCCAUGGCAAGUGGUCAGCCUAGACUUCAUCACCUGGCUACCAACUACCACAAGCGGUCAUGACAAGUUCUCCAAAAUGGGACACUUCAUCCCGACACACACGACAGCACGCACCAAGAAGACGGCACAACUCUUUGUUCACUACAUCAUCUCACAACAUGGCAUUCCAACCACACUCAUCUCCGACCGAGACCCUAAGUUCACCAGCAAGUUCUGGAAGGAACUAAUGUCUCUGCUCGGGACCAAUCUCGCCAUGUCAUCCGCAUACCAUCCGCACACAGACGGACAGACCGAGCGCCUCAACCAAAUUGUGGAGCACCUCCUCUGUGCAGCCUGCAAGGACGAAAUCUCCAAAUGGGACUUGCAUCUGCCCGUCCUGGAGUUUGCCUACAACAAUGCUACUCACGCCGCUACUGGACAGACGCCGUUCUUCCUCUGCUACGGACGCCACCCACUCACACCUCAACAGCCAAACAUACCAGCCACAGUGUAACAUUGCUUCGCCGUACACUAGUA